Messenger RNA from Durotheca rogersii, 1431 nucleotides. Its product is annotated as LigB-domain-containing protein. Bases 169 to 1245 code for a protein of 358 amino acids. The record is from RefSeq and is a predicted model, not a curated record. NCBI's taxonomy places the organism in Eukaryota, Fungi, Ascomycota, Sordariomycetes, Xylariales, Xylariaceae. Gene Ontology annotation, molecular function: ferrous iron binding; zinc ion binding; oxidoreductase activity, acting on single donors with incorporation of molecular oxygen. The transcript is spliced from 6 exons.
CGCCACAGUACCUUAAGUGGCCUUCCCUCAGCGCUGCCAGACCGUCUAACGAACCACCUCGCCCACUAGCCCGCCUAACGCCCCAGGUGGGAUAAUGUGGGAUACGGCUCUUGGGAUCGCCUCUACAAGCGUGUUUUCGACGGUACAAAUGGCUUCCCGCCUGCCUGCAUGUCUGUCGAUGGCUGCCUCUGCACAGUUAACCCCCUCCCUAACCAUCCCGCCCGCCUCCACGUCUAUAUCGAUGCUAUGAGAUUGAUAGCCAGACUAUCCUUGAUCGUGUCUGUAAUUGUAGCAGCUGUGGCUAUCAUCUUCUCAACACCGCUCCUUCGUACCCUGCUACCCCUUUCCGCCUUGAAGCCCAUACGCUCACUACUGACCCGACCUCCGCCAUCUGCGCAACCCUCAGCAUCCAUGGCAACCCAUACUAGGCCCCCCGUCUACUUUUUCAGCCACGGUGGUCCAAACGUCCAAUAUGAGACGGGCCAUCCCGUCUACCCCGUUCUUCAAAAGAUCGGCAAGGAGAUCACCGAGAAGGUGAAACCGAAAGCCGUCGUGGUCUUCUCCGGCCAUUGGGAGGCUGGGUCCAACAGUAUCGAGGUCAACUCGGCGGAACACACAGAUCUGAUCUACGACUUCUACGGGUUCCCGCCUGAAUAUUACAAGGCUCAGUACCCGAAUAGGGGAAGCCCCGAGCUGGCAUUUAAGAUAGUCAACCUUCUUACCCAGGCCGGCAUAAAGGCGAGGGGAGUAACUCGGGGCCUCGACCACGGUGUUUGGUCGGGCUUCUAUGUCGCAUUCAACCCCGAGAACAACCCUCUCAAUGUUCCCCUGGUUCAGGUGAGCCUGUAUUCCAACCAGGACGUGGAUAUGCACUACCGGCUCGGGCAAGCCGUGGCCUCGCUCCGCGACGAGAACAUCGUCAUCAUCGGCGCCGGCAUGUCCGUGCAUAACCUAAGGGAUAUGUGGGUCACCCAGGGCGAUCCGCAGCCGUUGCCCUACACGGUGUCGUUCGACGAGGCUUUGAAGGAGGCCGUCGAAUCCCCGCCGAGCGAGCGCCAGUCUCGCUUGAAAGAAGUUGCCAAACGCCCCGACGCGAGGCAAGCUCACCCACGGUUUGAUCACUUAAUGCCGGUUUACGUAGCGGCCGGUGCGGCCGGUGAUGAUGCCGGCAAGAGGACGUGGACACUGCACGAAGGCAGUAUGGGGUGGGCGCAAUAUCGAUUCGGACAGGUCCCGCAGUCGUAAGGGAUUUCGCGCGGGGCGGUGACAUUAUAACGAGCUGUAUGAGUACCUACAACAAAUUACUCACCGUUACAAACGGCGAAGGGGUCAAUUAAUAUAUACUUGCACUAUCACUGCCCCUCUAGGCCUGGUAAUAUAACGAUGGCCUAAUCAUCGACAUUACCCAUCUUGUUUCCACUGCUAGACCCA